AUGCACUCCUUUCAGUUACUGUGUUCUCUCCUCCUCUGCAAUGCCCUGGUGGUAGCUGCCCAGAGAAAACUACAGAAGGUCCCGGAGCAGGAGGAGAACAUCACACGGAUAAGGAUGCCUCAAACUCUCUCCCGAGAUCCCUCUAUGACAGUUCGAGCCGAUCUGACAGGAAAGUAUAAGAACAGAAUGUAUGCAUAUGAACCAGAAGAUAUUUCAAACUUGAUUGAAAACAUGAGACGAGCAAAGACACUUCUCCACACAGAACUAUGAACAAUGGGCCUGACCAG
Terrapene triunguis (Three-toed box turtle) is the source of this 287-nucleotide messenger RNA. RefSeq names its product anterior gradient protein 2 homolog. The record is from RefSeq and is a predicted model, not a curated record. Lineage: Eukaryota; Metazoa; Chordata; Testudines; Emydidae. The coding region runs from base 1 to 270 and encodes 89 amino acids. The transcript has 3 exons.